Molecule: messenger RNA, 8157 nt
Organism: Cladocopium goreaui
Lineage: Eukaryota; Dinophyceae; Suessiales; Symbiodiniaceae
Source: the annotation of a GenBank genome assembly
AUGUACAAAGCCUGCGGAGCUGCACAGGUCUUCCUGGACUUGAGCCGUGCCUUUGACAGUAUCAAUCGUGUUGAACUGUUUGGCAGACUUCAUGAGGUGCUUGACAACCCCAAGAUCAUUUCCAUGCUGGCCCAAUGGCAUGAACAUACCUCAUACCAUGUGGAGGCAAAUGGAGGCACAGCUCCUAUCCAGGUAGGUGCAGGAGUACGCCAAGGGUGCAAGGCUGCACCCUGGUUGUUCAAUGCCUUUAUUUUGUUGUAUUUGCGAGACCUUGCCCAUCUCAUCCCGUGGGAGUGGAUAUGCAGCCACAUGAACAUCUAUGCGGACGACAUUCAUGCAUAUGGCUUGUUUCAUUCCGCUGCCGAGCUUUCUCAACUUCUUUAUUUUUUUGGUUUGAUCAUGGAAGCACUUCAAAACAAGGGAUUGCACAUCAAUACUGCCAAAUCAGCCUUCUUGCUCACCAUGGGAGGGACCAAUUUCCGUGCUGUGCGCUCUGGCUUGAUUCACUGGACAAGUGCGGGCGAGAGAAUAAAAAUCCAUGGCAAUCACCAGACCUUUGACCUUCCAGUGAUGCAUCAAACCAAAUACCUUGGCACCUUGAUCAGCUAUGGAUCCUUUGAAGAUGCCACCACAAAGCUUCGUGUCAGUCAUGCCAGACUUGCAUUCACCAGAUUGAAGAAAUGGCUCACCGCAAGACGGGGCUUAGCUGUCAAAGAGCGUAUGCGAUUGUGGUCCACAUGUGUUUAUCCAGUUUUGACGUAUGGCAUUUUCACUGUUGGCUUGACCAAAAAAGGUCUCCAGAUGUUGCAGCAAAUCAUGAUUUCUAUGAUCCGACAGAUCCAUCAUGAUCAUGCAUAUCAAACUGGACGAUCAAAUGAGCAUGCCCUAAUUUUUCACGGCGUGACACCUCCUUUGCUUUGGCUAUGGACGACUGCUGAUUCCUUGUAUCAGUCCGUCACCAAGCUGCACCAGCAUUCGACAGGUUUUGAUCUGUGCCAAACAUUUGAUUGGACUGCCUUGCAACAGACCAUUGAUUUCAUCCAACAACAGCAUGCCAAAGGCCUGACCGUGCCCUGUGGAAUGCCUGCAAUGGAAGAGGCCACCUCCUCUCCCUGCUUGACAUGCCCGCUGUGUGAUUUUGCCACAUCUCAGUUGCCAGUUCUGCGCAGACACAUGACUCAUACCCAUAAUCUCCCCAGAUAUAGGCGUCAUGUCCCUAAUCCUGCACAGUUUAUGAAAUAUGGCCUUCCUCAAUGUACCAUGUGUGACCAAACCUUCACUACCUGGAGAAGUUUCAUGAUCCAUAUUCAGCGCGGCUGCCAGGACACCACGCUUGAGCAACGACACGCUCGACCGGUGGCACCAUUUCCUGAGACUGCUGCGCCUGGUUUGGCCUUGAACCCAGGCGCCAUACCGAAGCUGACCAAGGAGGAACUGCACUCCAUUCAGCAAUAUGAGUUUGGACCCAGACUUCUGACAUUGAUCCAUCAACGCAGUUGGGAUGAUUUGCUGAGGGAACGUGCAGGUUGCAGAUUUCUUUCCCGCAACUGCCUCCUUUGUGGCCAGUUCAUUGGCAGAGCCCAGGCGAUGCAUCAUCAUUUCCGUUUGAUGCACAGUGCCUACAGCAACCUGGUGCACUCCAAGGCGACGCAGCUCACGAAUUUGAUGAGUGCCGAGGCGCCUUGCUCGGCGUGCGGUGUGAUCUUCAACUCAUCGCACUCAUGCAACGUCUGGUUCCAGGUAGCCAUGCUGAUUGUGCAUGGCCCCAAACCUGCCAUUGAUGCUCCUGCAAAGGCGUUGGACACUAUGCAGUGCGAAAUAUGUGGGGUCCACUGCACCUCAGCACAGGAACUGCAUGCCCACCUUCAGAAGGUUCACCGAUUGAUCAGCUCGGUGUGGCAUGAAAGUAGAGACAGCUGCGAUGGCAAACCGAUCUGCAACCACUGCAAACAGGACUUCAAGAACCUUGAAAGUUUGCGCAGUCACAUAAACCAGGGAAGAUGUGCCAAAUUCAACCCUGAUUUGACAACGACUCCUACAGAAGUUUUGCAGCUGUGGAAAGAGGCAUGCUGUCAUGGACGUCUUGAAGACAUCCUUUCUGACCCACACAACAAGCUACGGCUUACGUUGCGGUGCCAAUGCUGCCCAAAGAAGUACACAAGGUCAGCCGACCUCUCGGCCCACCUCCAAGGUAGUCAUGCUGAGAUUUGGAUGGCGGCCCAACCUUUUGUUCAUCAACUGGUGCAGGGCUUUUAUGGCUCCCUGGGCUGUGUCUGCAACCCAUCCUGCAAUGUCAACCGGCUUCAUCAUGUGUGCAUGCCCUUUUUGCAGCUGAGCAUGCAAUUUGCCAGGCUCAAAGAUGCGUUGUUUCUGCCAGCCAGGCAGACUGUCACAGAGAUUGCGCGAGUUCUUCCACCACAUGUUCCCAUUGACCUUCGUGGCACUCUGGAGCAGGCUUUGGCAAACUAUGCCCUUGAUUCUCUCUGGACAGAUGCGCUGCUGAUGGAUGCACUGAGCGGCACCUGCGUCUUUUGUGGCCAUGAUCUUCUGCCGGCAGAGCUCACCUACCACCUGCAUGAGGCUCACAUGGGAGUGCAUCCGAUUGUCAAAGCAUAUGUUCUGCAGCUGCUUCCACAUGCUUACUCACAUAGUGACAGUGAUUGCGCCUGCUUUGCAUGUGGACAGAUCUUCAAUCUGCCUGUCCCCAAUCCUGAUGAAACCCAGAUUGCAUUGAGACAGCAGCUGGUUCAAACUCACCUGCGUGCCCAGUGUCCCAGCAUUUUGCAGCUUGCUGUGCUGCUGGACGAUGCGCUGCAGCAGAUGUUGCAGACUUUUCAGAACAUUGCGCCGCUCCUGGACAACAGCCUGAAAUUGGCUCCCAAUCCAGCAGCGCCCAAAAGGCCACGACGGGCACCGGACCAAGCAGAUCCAAACGACAAAGGCUCACACAUCAAGGGCCAGUCACCGCAGAUCGAUCAACAGAAGCUUCUUCUACUGAUGGGCCGCCUGCUUUUGAAGGUGGAUCGCGACCUCCAGGUGCUUCAACGAGAAACUACAUUCAUCAUCUUCUUCAGCAGUCAGGAACAGACCGGAAUUCUUCCUCUGCUCCUGCAGGAGGCCAACCAAUGGCACCAAAAAUCCAAGGAGGGGUCAUCGUCAUUGAGGAUGCCGCUGAGACAAGUCUUGCUCCAAUCGGUGGUGAAGGAACUGAUUGCGCGGCUGACCAAGCUGACAGAAGCCCCAGCAGACUCUCCGCUCCUGGACAUGGCACGGAAAACCAACAUCCUGCUGGAGAACAACACGAUUCCCUUCAUGGAAUGGGAUGCCUCGGAGAAACGACUGAAGGUGGCGACCAAGACACCGGUCAGCUUGGCCAAGAUGGGAGAACACCUCCUGGAGCUUCAAGAGGGGUUCAAGGAUGCCAACCUCAUCCAGAAAUUUCACUCCUUGCCCACCAAGCCGGACAGUGUGAUCACACCUUGGCGACUUCAAAUGUCCUCGAGGGAAGAUCGGACCUACGAGCUCAUGCUGCACCUGGCACACAGCCAAAUAUGGACUCUCAUUGCGGCGAGCCUCAAGCAGCACAAUCUCUAUCAGAGCUCCCUUGCGGCCAACCUGGAAGUCGGACUAGGCCUGAAGCAGAACAAAGGAGAAGUGAUUCCCAUGCAACAGCAGCUUCUCGAAGCUGUCUCCAAAAUGGUUCUCAUCAAUCCGAACAACUGGUGCUUUUGCAACACUGCUGCAUACUCCUUGUUUUGGACUGUGUUGACCUUGAGUUGUUUCGAACCAGAAAUGUGGGGAAUCCAACGUCAUGACAUCAUGCGAUUUUUGCUGGCCUCCAGACAGACACCCAUGAAUCUGGCUGCACAGCAAUUUUUUCGAGAUAUCAUGCAAAAGUGGGGAAGGGAUGAGAUCGGACGACCCAACUUUUCGAUCUCCCAACAGGACUCCUCGGAGUUUGUUCAGGUUUGGCUGCAAAUGCUGCAGACUUCUGUCUUUCAGAUGCAAUGGGAAAAACGCAUGAGCGCUGCUGAUGCGACACAUGUCAUGGACACCAAUCAGGAAGCGUGCACUCCUCUGUGUUUGAAGUUUGAUGAGAAUCUCAUGCUCUCACAGUAUUGCACCUUGACCUCCCUUGUGCACACCUGGCAUCAGGCAGAUGGGAUGUGCUCGGCACUUUUGCGGUCUUCUCCAUGCGUAUGCAUUCACAUUGACAGAUGCGUCAUGGGCCCAGACCUUACCGUCUACAAAUGCACCAGCAAACUGCAGAUCGAUGAGGUGUGCUGUAUUCCAGUUUUUCAGGACAACUCCAUUGCAUGUGAGUUUCAUGAAUAUACUGUUGUGGCUGUGAUGUCACAUCUUGGCCACGAUGGAGCAGGGCAUUACAGGGCGGCCUUGAGAACCCGUCCACAGAUUCUGCAGCGCACUUGUCCAGUUCAAUGGCUUGUGACAGAUGACUGGCGCGCUCCAGAACCAACAUGGGCACCGAAAGACUGGCUUCAGGAAAACAUCACAAUGGCUUGGCUUGUGAUGCGCUCCAGCUGCCCUGCUAUCGAGCAGCAUGUGCAUGACCCCAAGCGACUUCCCGACCCAUAUGCCAUUGCCGAAGCAUCCACGCCCCAGCAGACCUGCUGGUGUACCGACCACAGCCAGAUUGCAUCAGCGUGCAUCUUUCUGGCAGAUGCUGGAUACUUGCCUAGGACGGCUGAUGCUGAUGGAUUCUCCCGUGAUGUUAAGAUGCGCUGCAGAUUGGACUGGCAAGGAGGAAGUGACACCUGGGCGUCCAUGCUGGCACAGACUGGCAAUGCCCUGCAAGAAAUCUGUGCCAACUCUGACUCCACUGGGGCACUGCAAAUGACCAGAGAUUUUGUUGCGCGUAUUUGGGCGGGCGCAGAAGCCAUCAAUCUCGGUCCCAGGGACCCCCCUGGGGUCCCCAUCUCGAUUGCAGACAUUGAGUUCGAGUUGCAAAGAUUGCCCCACAAUAAGUCAGUAGCAUCCCCGUGCAUAGCACUGCAGGAGCCCCUGGGCAAGUGCAUUCUAGGUGCACUCACUCGGAAACUGCUUGUGCAAGUGCCAGUUUCACCCACUGCUGACAACGGCCUUGAGGUACGCCCAUGUGACACGGGCCUGGACCUGGAUGCUCUACUUCGUGAAGAAGAGGAACAGCGCAUUUUGCGCAUGCAUCAGAGUUUAGUUGCCAACCUCCUCAACAAGCCAUAUGGUGAGGCCUUGCUCGACAUUGUCCGUAGACGGGACUGGGCCGCCCUGGUUGACCAACGCAGUGCAUGCCAGGACCUUGCCAAUCAAUGUUGUGUAUGUGAUUUUCACUUCACACGGCCACAGGAACUGCACAGUCAUAUGCGUGUGCAUCACCCCAAGUGGAUUCCACACACUUUCACCAAGGGCUCCCAGUUGUGCAAAGGCUUUGCAAGCAACUCACCAUGCCGGUAUUGCAACAAGAGUUUCAAGCAGGCGCAUUCCUGUCCAAUUCUCACACAGCUGGGCAUGCUGCUGAUACACCUGCCAUCUGAGACAGACCAGCAGGAGGACCCACCAUCGGCGGCCUUGCGAUGUGAAAUAUGUGGACUUCAAGCUGCCACCUUAGAUGAAAUUCACAGUCAUCUUGCCAACACGCACAGGCUUGCCUUCCAUGACUGGCAGCCGGAAAGGGAUUUGAUGGGCAGGGACCCGGCCUGCAAUCACUGUGCCACGCCAUUUGCCAGUGUCUCUGCAGUCAGGCAACAUGUGACGUUGGGACAAUGCCGAGAGUUUGACCCUCAUCGAUCACCAUCCCUGUUGCCCAUCUCACCCGAGAUACAGCUGAUGAUGCAAACUGGUGAUUUUCAUCCUUUGUUGCAAGACCCCAUGAAGCGUAUGCGCCUGACGUUGCACUGUGCCCAAUGUGGAGUUACAUACUCGAGGUCAAACGACUUGAUGCUCCAUCUGCAGACUGCACACUCAGCCAUGUGGAACCAGGCACAAGCCAUGACGAAGUUUCUUGUCAAAGUCCUGGCCCCCAUCCAUGCCUGUGUAUGCAAUCCCAGUGUCAACAAGUUCACAUUGACUCAUGUGUGUCCCUUCUACCGUCAGAUGGCAAUGCUAUGGACGCGAUCCUCUGUCGAGCUCCUCUUGCCGUGGCUCUCAGACAAAGGCAGUUUGACCACCUUGAUGCAACGAUGCCAUUUGCAUGCGGCCUGUCAACCGGUGAUUGAAGCCAUCCAUGCAAGACAGUUGAAGCGUCUUUUGCAAGAGUCGGAGAUGAACGAGUUCCUGAGAUCUCAUUGUGUCCUGUGUGGAGGUGCCUUCCAUCCUGCACUCCUCCGAGAUCAUUUGAUCCAGGUUCAUGCCUCAAGUCUGACCAGAUUGUAUGACAUUCUGCCUUUUCUGUACGACACUUACAUGAAGGUAGCCCACACUGACUAUCAAUGUGCACAGUGCAAUCAAAUCUUCAAUCUGCCGCUGCUUGGUGAUCCAACGCUGGCUGAACAGCACUCGAGACAGACUCUAGUCUUGGCUCACUUUCAGCAGUGCAAGGAGACGCAGGAACUCAUGGCGACGUUCAGCGCCAUGGCACCGCUCCUGGUUCAGCACAGCCAAAAGCAAAAAGAAGACGAAAGGGGUCCCAAGAAGGCCAAGACCCAACAUCGACCACCCCAGGAGGAGCCGGCACAGGCGCUGCCUCAAGUGGUGAUGCAGAUGGCCAAGCUUCUCAUCAGACUGGAUGCGGACCAGAAUCUACUGAGAAAGCAAGACUCCUUCGUCUUUUACAUGCAAAUGGAGCCGGAGUCGGUGAUACAUGUCCUGACAGCUCGAGCCAAGGCCUGGCACCACGAGAUGUCACAGGAGACACCAAUGAAGACACAGGAAUGGAAGCCACUGAGGGUCACCCUGAUGCAUCACCUGGCAAUGACGUUGCAGCAGCGCUUACAGAAGCUGUAUGCUUGCCAGCCGACGGAUGCCCUGUUUCAGAAGGCAAUGGAGCACCAUCUGUUGAAUGCCAAGGGGGAGUUCUUUUUCCAGCGUUGGGACCCGACCAGUCGAAAGCUGACGCAAACAGAUCAAGCGCCAAUUCCCAUGGACAGGAUGCGACGCUACAUGGACCAGCUGGUGGAGACCACACAGGAGGCUGGCAACAUCCUGAAGUUCCACUCGCUGAAGGCGUCGGGGGAGCAGGCGGUGACGCCCUGGCUACUCCAAAUAUCCCUCAGGUGCGACGACCUUCAAGUCUUGCUGGAGACUCUGUCGGGGAACAAAGUAUGGAGGCUCCUCCGUGCUGCUAUGAGCAACAUGGUCUUGCACAAUGAUCGCAAUGACUGUUUCAUCAAUGCAGCGGUGACAGCCACCCUUUGGACGUUUCUGAGCCGAUCUGACUUUGAGCCAUCUUUUCUGGGGCCACAGGCCACCCUGAUUGCUGAGAGUGUGCUAGGUGACCCCGUGGAGUUCAUUUCACACGUGUUGCGGGGAAUGAGAUUUGAGGGCUUUGACAUGACGUGGGAGCGUCGAGUCCAGAUCAAUGAUACUGUGCGAGUCAUGGACCAAAGUGCUGCAGACAGGCCGUUGACAGUGCAAUUUGAUUUGAUGGACAUAGAGACUUCUCCCUUGGAUUACACAUCAUUGCAAACGAUGUUGAACUCCUGGUCGUCUCAGUAUGGUAUGCAUACUGCUUUGAAAGCCCGCACUCCACUGCUGUGCAUCCAUGUUGAUCGAUACAUCAACCAAGGUUCUGAAGCAGCUGUGAAAAGUGAGCGCCCUAUUCAUUUCUGGGGUGCGAUCGAUGUCCCAUUCUUUGCCGAUGAUGAGCUCCAAAUCGAAACUGCCGAAUAUCAAAUCCUGGCUGCUGUGUCUCACUCAGGUAUGGACUCAGCUGGACACUGCCGCGCCCUGCUGACCACAUGGCCCACAGAGCAGCCACCAAUCAGCUUCCUGCUGGUGGAUGAUGAUCAGCCCCCCCAAAGACUCAGGGCUGAGCCAGAAUGGUUCAAGCGAGAUGUGAUGUGUCUCUGGUUUUGCCAUAGUGACUACCUGGAUCUGUUCCAUAUGACUGACCCGCUGCAGCCACAUCCAAUCGAAGGCCCAUCCACUUCUGAUUCAGACGAUGCGACAGACCCUGACAAUAUGUCGCUGCUGAGACUCCUUGCAUCCAUGCCGAAACCCUGA